AUGUCGCGACAAGACAUGUUUGGGAUGAAGGGCAGCGGCGUCCCAAGUCCUGUCAAUUUCGUUCCUGGAGUCGGAGACGAUCAGCCCGUUUCUGUCAACCAGAAGAGCGCUCCGAAUGAGGUCGAAAAGGCUGCGGAACCGGCGGCUAGAGGUGCGCCACAGCAGUCCGAGUCCGAAACGUACGAAAAAGUCAUUGCGCUUGGUCCAUUGCCGUUUCAAAUCGCCGAUGGGAUUCGGGCUGGGUUCGACAAGUAUUUCGGACCUACGGGGCGGCUGUUAUCCAAGGGUGCGAAGCUAUGGGACGAUGGUGUUCCGAUAGGGGUAGCCAAGAGCAUGUACCAACUCGCGAUAGCUGGUGAACCAUUAGCCCUCGCCAACAAGGCUGUAGACCUUAUCAUCCGCGGCUCUCGUGGCAAUGCCCCCAUACCCCACAUUUGGUCUAUCCGACCCCAGAAUCAAGUGGCUCCGUUGCCUGUGCCAAGUUGCCCACCUCGUUUCUCCAACAAGAAGACAACGAGGACGAGUUUGUCUGGAUUUGAUGCCCCGGAAGACGAGUUUAUUAUCACGGGCGGUAAACACGGGCGGUUUUGGUUGGACGACGGGAACGUGGUUUUGGUUGCCAAGCCUCCUUCCCAGACCCAAUUUCGGGUCCACCAGUCGGUCUUAUCGAGGCAGUCUCCCGUGUUCAAAGAGUUGUUUUCGUAUCCUAGUAGAGCCAGGUUCGAAAGGAUACAUGGAUGUCCAGUUGUCCCGCUUGGGGAUACAGAAGAAGAUAUAGCAGCCCUCUUAUCAGCUGUCUAUGACGGACUGACUCUCCAACGAACAACCAUCUCAGACGUCGAGACCACAUCCGGCCAACUGCGCCUGGCCACAAAAUACCAAAUAUCCAGCAUCCGGGACAAAAUCCUCUCGCACCUCCGAGAAGAGUACCCGCUCGCGCUCUCCGACGUGGACCGCAAACCGCGCGGGAAAGAAAAGCUGUACGAUCCUAUCUCGGUCAUUCAGCUCGACGUGCCCGAGCUGUUGCCGUAUGCAUGGUACAGACUCGCUCGCCAUUCGUAUGCGACUGAAGGCAGUGGUAGUGGUGAUACGAGCCGACUGUCGAACGAGGAAAUGAAUCGGCUGGUAAUAGGCCGCGAAAAGCUGCACGCCCAUUUCGUCCAAUCGCACUCGCCGGACCCGUUGCGCCCGCCCUCGAACACCACGCAUGCACAGCCCCGCACCCCGACGGCCAGUCGCAGACUGGUGCCAGUCCGCCGCGCAGACGUACUGGACGACGAGCGUGCUGCCGCUCGCAGCCUCCACCCUCGAUCCGCUCGCAGCGCUCAACAAGCUCGCGCACAUCCCCGAGGAGCGGUUCGGGUUUUGUCCUGGAUGCGCUGGGUGGUGCUCGCGUGUUGCACGAAAAAAGAGCCGAGAUUUGGGCUUGUGUUCCGGGUUAUUUUGGACUAG
Molecule: messenger RNA, 1452 nt
Organism: Rhizoctonia solani
Lineage: Eukaryota; Fungi; Basidiomycota; Agaricomycetes; Cantharellales; Ceratobasidiaceae
Product: The BTB (BR-C, ttk and bab)/POZ (Pox virus and Zinc finger) domain
Exons: 7
Coding region: 1-1452 (483 amino acids)
Molecular function (GO): protein binding
Source: RefSeq, a predicted model, not a curated record